GCAUUCUUGGCAACGUCUCGGUCGGUGAACAGGCGGCAGACCGUCGCUCAGCCAGCGGUUCUCCCAUCAAUGUCCGCGGUUACAUUUGUUUAACGGAGUAGCAGAAACAGUACAACGGCUCUAGGAAAGUAAAAAUUAUCCAAGAGGAAGAAGAAGAGGACAAGCCCUGAAGCAGACUAGUUCAUGAUGUACCAGCAAAGUUUUUCCCCACCCUACUAGUUAAAAGCUAUGUUUUUGGGAGCUGGAGGCUGCAACAUCAUUGACAGAGUGUGUGUGGGGUGGCUCCACUCCCUCAUCCUUAGCACCCCUCCUGACAUGGGAUGCCAGCCCUCUACUCUCCGGCCCUGAGCUCUCCUGGGGUAUCAUGAACAGCUACAGAGACAGAGGGGUCACUUGCACCUCUUCAGACCUUCUGGAUGGAGGAGGAGGAGGAGGAGGAGGAGGGUUGCCCCAGCGCACUCCGUUUCGUCACACCACUAAUGGGCACCCGGCUCCUGGUCACACAGACCCGACGAUGCAGCCCCGCAUCUCUGUUCCCAAAAUGGGUGUUCGUGCACGGAUUGCAGAGUGGCCUCCACGCCGGGCGCAGUCCCGCGAGUCGCUGCUUGAAAAUGGACAAAUUAUUAACAAUCACUACGACGAUUCCUCCACUUCAUCUUCGAUUUUGUCAAACGACAUCCGGCUGGUGCGCGGUGGAAUUGCCAGGUUACCCCAAAGGCGGUCAAAGGAUGCCGAGUUCAGAGGGUUUGGUGUUGAAAGAGGUUCACCUCUCAGCCUUAGAGUGUUUCCACCUUUGAGACAACGCUCUAACAGUGAAGUGACACUGAGUGAACAAGAUGAAAAUGAGGUGGAGGGUCGAGGAAGUUGCGGGAUGGGGAACAGAUUCAGAGAGUAUGGCAGCACGUCUUCCAUUGACAUCCAGGGCAUUCCCGAACAGAGCUUCUUCGACAUGCUCAGCCAGUUCCACCAGGAGAGACCUGACCAGCGCAGCUCAGCACCCAUACGCCUAGGAGAGUUGCUGCAUGCCCAAGACUUACCACCAAGUGCCCUUCUUCCCUCUCCCCCCUCACCUGGUCCCAUGGGUGGUGAUGACAGAGGGACUGGAAGGAAGGAUGAGAGAGUGAGGAAGAAAAGUGGAGGGACAGAGUCAUCACUCGGCACCUCAUCUUUGUUCCGAAAAUUACGGAGCUCUAGUAGAGGGGAACUGGACGGAGGCAAAGGAGAGAAUGAGGAUAGGGGAGGGCGAGCUUCAUCAGAGGUGUCCUAUAAACCAUGGGUGUGUCCCAAGAGCUUUGUCCACUUUGAUUCUCAGAGCAUCCUGUUUGACCUCCAUGAGGCAGCGGCUCAGCGCAGUUUAGUUGCCCAGAGGAGGAACACGGCCACGGGGGCAUCAGCUGCUUCAGCAUCAUUGUCUGUCAAGUCCUCAGCUCCCAGUAUGAAUGACCCCAUUUAUUCCAGCAUUGAAGAUUUGACCCUGAGCCUGGAUCAGGGUUCCACCACACCUUCCCUGGCCAUGGAACCUCUGGAUGGCUCUGGAAACCACAGCUCAAGCCCCCUGCUUCUUUGUUGCCCCCACUUCCUCAAUGAGACUGGCGGCCACAGGGAGCGAAAUAUCAGCUUCCUCAGUUUGUCGGCAGAACGAGGAGGAGAUGGAGUAAGGGAGGGAGGAAGGGGGUGGUUGAGGAAGAGUAACGCCAGUGUGUCAGUGCUAGAGGUACCAGUUGAACAGCAGGUGACACGACUGGAGAGACUGAAACUGUACAACAUAGAGCACGUAGACCUGGGGGCCCGAUACUACAGAGACUACUUCCAUGGGAAAGAGCACUCAAACUACUUUGGGACGGAUGAUAAACUGGGGCCGGUGGCCGUGAGCAUUCGCAGGGAAAAAGUGGAAGACACCAAAGACCUGAAAGACCAGUACCAGUACCGCCUAAUCGUCCGGACAAGUGAGCUUGUGACCCUUCGAGGAUCAAUCUUAGAAGAUGCGGUAGCAUCUACAGGGAAACACGGCACGGUCCGAGGUCUGCCGCUCAAAGAGGUCCUGGAACAGGUGGUCCCGGAGCUCAGUGUCUCUUGUUUGAGACUGGCGCUCAGCACAGCCAAAGUCACGGAGCAACUACUUAAACUGGACGAACAAGGAUUGAGUCAGAAGCACAAAGUGGGUGUUCUGCUGUGCCGCGCAGGCCAAAGCACAGAGGAGGAGAUGUACAACAAUGAGGAGGCGUCACCCGCCUUCUCGGCCUUCCUGGAGCUGCUGGGGGAGCAGGUGCUUCUCAAAGGAUUCACCAAAUACGCUGCACAGCUCGACACAAAGACCGACUCAACGGGCACCCACUCCCUUUACACCACCUACCAGGGCUACGAAAUCAUGUUCCACGUGUCCACCAUGCUGCCGUACAUGCCCAGCAACCCGCAGCAGCUCCUGAGAAAGAGGCACAUAGGGAACGACAUUGUCACCAUAAUCUUUCAAGAGCCAGGAGCGCUGCCUUUCACUCCUCAAAAUAUCCGUUCACACUUCCAGCAUGUCUUUGUUAUUGUUCGGGUGCACAACCCUUGCUCGGACAAUACCUGCUACAGUGUUGCUGUGACACGGAUGAAGGAUGUUCCUCCCUUUGGACCCCCCAUCCCCAGCAUGGCCACCUUCCGGGACCCAGAGACCUUUCGUAACUUCCUCCUAGCCAAAGUCAUCAAUGCUGAAACCGCAGCCCACAAGUCAGAGAAGUUCCACACCAUGGCAACACGGACACGACAGGAGUAUCUACGUGACCUGGCUGAGAACUACGUCAGCAGUACGCUGCUCGACUCAGCUGGAAAACUUAACAACCUCAUCUCCCUCGCAUCGAAGAAACGCGAGCGCUCCAAGGCGAGAGAGGGAGCAGAGCUGGGCGCUGCAGGGGCCGUCGCCUGGAGAGUCCAUGCCCAGGACUUUAGUGGAGGAGGGACAGAGAUCAACUCUGCCUUGGGCAUAUCAGCCGAAUACAUCCUCCUCGUAGACUGCUCCACCAAAGAGGUGGUGUUCAAUUGCUUCUGUUCAGAUGUGAUCGGCUGGACACCAGAACGCCUGGCGCUGAACAUCUUCUACGGCAGAGGAGACCACAUCGCAGUGCGAGUACCAGAGGGUUGUGCGCAGGACAUCAGAGAGAUGGUGCAGAGGUUAAAGUCGUUGACGGUGGGAUGUGAGACGGUCGAUAUGACACUUAGAAGAAACGGUUUGGGACAACUGGGCUUCCAUGUACGACUGGAUGGCACUGUGGCAGAGGUGGAGGAGUACGGCUUCGCCUGGCAGGCAGGACUGAGACAAGGGAGUCGAUUAGUGGAGAUCUGCAAAGUGGCCGCUGUGACGCUGACUCACGAACAGAUGAUUGACCUGCUGAGGACAUCAGUCACUGUCAAAGUUGUCAUCAUUCCUCCAUAUGAAGAGGGCGGACCUCGCAGGGGCUGCACCGAGGAUUAUGAGAUGAAGACCAUGGAGCAAAAGCCAGAGCCUGAGCCUCUGGCAGCGGGAUACAGACCCUCCCCUCGCCAAACUUGGAGAUGGGAAAGCUCCCCCAUUCCCCCUGGACUCCAUAGCACCCCCAACCCACAGCGCUGGGCCCCCAUGGGCCCCCCACCUCCCCCACUUCCACGCACACACAAGGCCCUGCUGCCAGUUCCUUACAGAGAGCCUCAGCACCUCAGCUCAAAGAGGCCAGUGAGCUACCCAGAGAACCACUACAGCCUGUCUCCUGCAGGAGGGGACAGAGUGGUGCCCUACAGAAACCCCUCGGCCAGCUUCUCCUCGCCCGCCUCAGGCCUGGUCGGCCUCUCCACCAUGGGUCUUCCUGGAAUCACACCGGGCCCCUUUGUACGCUACAAACCUUCACCCGACAGAUAUGGAGCAGUACAGCGCCCCCUGCUGCCUUAUGAACCCCACCUGAGUGUGGACAUCAUCUCUAGUGGAGACUCUUCAUCAGGCUUUACCAGUCAGGAAAGCACAAUGGAGCGCAGCAAAGCAGAACCCCUCUGGCAUGUCCCAGCAUCAUCGUCUCGAGGAGCAGGGGGUGGCGGGGGUGGCGGGGGGCAGAGGAGACUAAACAGACACGAUGCUCAAGGCAAAGAUUCUCCAAAUAGGCACUCGAAGGGUGAGACUCAGUACUCCAGCCACUCCAGCAGUAACACUUUGUCUAGUAACGCCUCCAGCAGCCACAGCGACGAGCGCUGGUUCGAAGGAGGAGCUGGAGGAGACCGAGGAGGCGGAGGCUGCCUGGGCGACCCUGCAGAUCCCGACCGCGACCUUCUCAACAAAGGCGGGUCCAACGACAGCGGCAUUGACGCCUCGGUCCACUACAGAAACAUCCGCCACGGAAACAUGUCCCACAAGCCCAUGCACAGCUCAGCAACCUGUGGCAACAUCCAGGAGCUGUCCAUGGGAAGAAGCAGCGGCGGAGAAGACGCAAAGAGACGGGAAUCUUCUCCUAUCAUUCCACCUGCAGCCAGUCAAAGCAAAGGAUACCAGACGAAGACAUUCCCUCCUCCUGGCUCCAGCGCUGAUAAAAUGGAGGCUUUCAAACCUAGGGCUUACACACCCCAGGGAUACAAGACUCCGACAGCAGAGAAAGCGCGACCCGUCCGAGCUUCUACUACGACACCAACAUCAGGUCACAUGAGCUUCACCCCUUUAUCCAGCUCCGCCCCCAAAGCUUUUUAUGGAAAGGGAAGACAAACGAACUGGCAGAAAGAAGACGGCAGCGCUUCACCUUCAAACACGACCAAUACAUCCGGCUCUGACGGCAGCAACACCAAGAAGCAGGUGGAUAUGAAUUCAAAAAAUGUGUUUGGACAGCCUCGGCUAAGAGCGUCACUGAGAGACCUGCGCUCUCCACGCCGGACAUACAAGAGCACCAUCGAAGACGACCUGAAGAAACUGAUAAUCAUGGACAGCCCUGGGGAGACGAUGCAAAGAGAUCCAUCUCCCAGACGCACCUUGCAACGCACAUUUUCAGACGAGUCACUGUGCAGUGGCCGCAGAGACGCCAGCUUUGCUUGCUCUGAUAACCCCAUGACCCCCACGGACGUGCUGUUCACCUGCACGCUGCCCACGCGCAAACACACCACCUCCUCUAACCACCUGCAGAGCAAGAAGAUGCCGCUCUCAGCGUCAGAGUUGUCCCUUACAGAAGUGAGAGACAAAGUUCCUCCCUUGAGGAGGCUGGACCCCGGCCUGAUGCCCCUCCCCGACACCGCCUGUGGGUUAGAGUGGUCCAGCCUGGUCAACGCGGCCCGGGCCUACGAAGGUGAGGCACAACGAGCAGUUUCUCUUUUCUCACUGACCGAGCAGCAAGCUGGAAGUCCAGACAUGAGACCGGCUACCAGUCCAGUUCAGUUUCAAACGCCACAGACGCCCCGGACCACACCGACCCUCGCCAGCGACGAGCCGCCCAACAAUCUGUCAGGUCGACUGUACCACCUGGAGGUGAUGCUAAAACAACUCAACACUGACCUUGAGAGGGAGAAGAAGGAUAAAGUUGUUCUGCUUUCUGAGAUGGCCAACCUGAGGGAGAACAACCAGCGCUUGCAGGAGGAGAGCCACACAGCCAGUGAGCAGCUGCGCCAGUUCAGCAUACUUUUUAACAACCUAAACAAGCCGGGAAGUGAUCACGACGCUCACUCCUUAGCGCACGAGAGCAGCUCGCAGCGGCAGUGAGGGACGGCCGCUGAAGAAGACUGUGAAAGGAAUAUGCUCUCAGUACCCAUGAUUCUUUGCACUCACAGGUUGAGCAGAGGACACGAUGAUGUCAGUUUCCUCAGCUUCCACUGGGCUGCAUCAAACCAGAGACGGUGACAAAGUGACCAUAUAGAUUUUUAAAAUGCAACACUCUCAGAAAGUGAGAGAUCCUUCUCUGUACUCUGAGCCUGUCUAGUUUUGUAAACCUAAGUGAAAAUAUCUCAUGUACUUGUCAUAUAUAUAAAUAAGUAUGCUACUAUGCCGGAGGAGUGAACUGGAGAAGAGAUCCCGACUGUUUUAAAGAACAAUACAUCACCUGGAGAGGCCUAAUACUGUUCCCACAGCAUAUCAGCCAAAAAGAAAAAACACAAACAAACUACAAACUCACUAAGGACUGCAUCUCCCAGAAUGCACUAGAAGUAAUGGAAGCUCUACAGACUGUGUGGUAUCUCAUUUAUAAAUAUUAUUGGCAGUGAACCCAUAUUGUUGUACAACAGAGAUGUGUGCGGGUGAUGGUACAAAUCUCAGAAGCAUUCAGGCACAACCGUGUUUGUGCUGGAAGGCAAAACACAUCUGAACUCUUUGGUGUGUGCGUGUGUGUGUGUGUGUGUGUGUGUGUGUGCGUGUGUGUGUGUGUGCGUGUGUUUGUGUGCGUGAGAGAAGAUGAAAUGAUGAAAAUACGUUUACUGUAAUGUCUAACUGCAGGGCCACGGUAUUUUGCCGUCCUCUGUACGUGGAGGAACUGUAGGCCCACAGGUGUGAGGAAAAAAACGCCGACAUGGUGAUCAGAGGAAGUGGUUGAUGUCACAAAGCUCAGUGAUAGCGUCAUAUCUGUUACUGUUGCUUUGAUUUUCAUGUUUCUUCUGUUUUCAGCAGGGCCCAUCUCAUCUUUUUUUUCUUUUCUUUUUUUUUUUACUUGAGUUAUGACAGUAAGUAUUUUAUUUAAAAGGAAUAGUGGGAAUAUUUUGAGAAUGAUGUCUUCUUUCGGACUGUUAGAUGAAAGAAUGCAUAAAAAUGUGCUGCAGAAGAAAAAGACAGAAGAUCCUAAUAUAUUAUUUAACAUAAAAGUCAUUCUGACAAUUAUGAGAUGAAAACUGAAUAAUGUUCACACCAGAUUUCCAUUUCUAAACUGUAUUCUUAGUAUUUCAUUGUGGGAAAAUCAAAAUCAGGAAGUUUGAUGUUGCCAUGGAUACAGUGAGUUUCAGUCUGAGCAGCAGCAUUAACAGUUAGUAAAUGACUGUGUGCUUCUCUACAUGUGAAUUGAAUUGAAUUGAAUUGAAUGUCAUUUCCAUCACAUGUUUAAGUCUCUAAACUCAUACACAAAACAGCCUGGAAGCUGUUUUCACAUUACCAUAGCAACAAGGACAGUAUUGUCCAAACCAGCCACAUCAGUUCACCUGCUCCUUUACAUGCUGUAUCACACUGCAUCCUGUUUGGUAAAUUAGUUGGAAACGCUAACAUUUUCAUUUCAGUAAUUUUUUGUGUAAUUCAGUGUCGAGUGAAGACGAGUCAUCAAACUCAGAAGGAAGACGAACAAGUUUUCGACAAAAUGUCACACUAGUCCUCACAUUGUAAUAAAAACAAGGCUCUGUCAACGCUUAAGUUGACUUACAGAUGUUUACUGCACAUGAAAUUCAAUCAGCAAAACUGAAGCUUCAUAUCAGACCGUGUGUGUGUGUGCGCGUGUGCGUGUGUGUGUGCGUGUGUGUGUGUGCGUGUGUGUGUGUGCGUGUGUGUGUGCAUGCUUGUGUGUAGAUUUGUUCUUGUAUUUUGUGAUGAACCCAAAUGAACACAAGACACUAUUUAUACAGCUAACUUCCUUAAUGAUAUUGUCUACUAUAACUAUUUUUCCUACUGAAAUGCAUUUGGUUUUGGAUGCUGGUACUUAAUAGGACCCUUCACAGCAUAAAUCCAAGAAAUUCCUGGUAAAAACGAUCAUCUCUGUACUGUGAUGGACAUGUACUCAUCUUCAGGUUUCAGCCUACGCCAGACUGGAUCGGUUUGCAUUUCCAGACCCGCUCAGGUUCCUCCGUAUGCUGGUAAUGAAGCUAUAUCACAACAUAGGGAAGGGUGGUAUAAUGCAAUUUUAAAUUUGUACACAUCAAUUUUUGUGCUGCUGCUUAUACAGUUUUAGGCAUCCCUUUAAUAUUCCUGGUUUCCGUGACUGCUUGAGCAUGUUAGAACCGAUAGGGGAAGAACUGAAGUUUGAAAGUACGUAAUUUGCCAAUUGGGCCAAACAAAAGGAUAAUUUUGUCUAAAACGGUGUCUCAGUUUCCCAUGGACUGACAAAAGGCAAAGGCUGUGAAUUUUUUUUUUACCUGAGCUCCCUGAACUGCUCACUCCUAUUUUCAAAUGUGUCCAUCACUCAGACAAGUUCAGUAUUUAGUAUUGUAACUUGGAACUGGAUACAGAACGUUGUUUGUCCAUAAAAACUGUGUAACAGCUUUAAUUUCAUCACCUUCUUUAAUUUGUUUCUUAUAUUUUGAGGUUUUAUACCUUUGGGUUCAGAUUCACUGCUUUCACCGGUCAGUUUGUAGUUACGGAGACAUUCCAGUUGUUGCACCAGUGGAAAAAACCCUUCAUCCACUCUGCCUCGGCUUUGAUUUGAGUCUUAAUCUUUAGUUUGCUUUUGUACAAAGGGUGAGGUUUGUUUUUAUAUAAAUCAUGCUCAUGUGUAAUUUUAAGCUAUUUAAAGUGCAAAACAACCCUUCUUGAACAAAUCAGUACUGCAUUACUUAUAUUGUAUGACCAGUUUUGUUAUUUUAGAUGUUAAAUAUUUUUAUAAUUUAUUUUUGAACACAUUGGCCACUGUUGCAGACAGUUGUGAAGAUGAGAGGGUACCGUGUAUGCUGUUUUACCUCUGAUUUGUAUGAUUCUUAGCUUUCAGCGUUGCUCUGUCUAUGCUUUCUGCGUGAGGCAGGGGUUCGUGAAGCAAAAACAAAAUGCUUUCAUUUCCUUUGGGUUGUAAUAACUUGUACAUUCAAAAGUGUAAAUUAUGUUUUCAUUAUUUUAUAAAAAAAAAAUAUAU
Messenger RNA from Cololabis saira (Pacific saury), 8732 nucleotides. RefSeq names its product signal-induced proliferation-associated 1 like 3 (gene sipa1l3). Gene Ontology annotation, biological process: regulation of small GTPase mediated signal transduction; epithelial cell morphogenesis; activation of GTPase activity. NCBI's taxonomy places the organism in Eukaryota, Metazoa, Chordata, Actinopteri, Beloniformes, Belonidae. The transcript is spliced from 23 exons. The record is from RefSeq and is a predicted model, not a curated record. Gene Ontology annotation, molecular function: GTPase activator activity; protein binding. Gene Ontology annotation, cellular component: plasma membrane; Golgi apparatus; cytoplasm. Bases 365 to 5683 code for a protein of 1772 amino acids.